Messenger RNA from Aphis gossypii (cotton aphid), 2357 nucleotides. It is a transcript of the gene Slbp, whose product is annotated as histone RNA hairpin-binding protein. NCBI's taxonomy places the organism in Eukaryota, Metazoa, Arthropoda, Insecta, Hemiptera, Aphididae. Gene Ontology annotation, molecular function: histone pre-mRNA stem-loop binding; mRNA binding. The transcript is spliced from 4 exons. Bases 540 to 1559 code for a protein of 339 amino acids. Gene Ontology annotation, cellular component: cytoplasm; histone pre-mRNA 3'end processing complex. Gene Ontology annotation, biological process: mRNA 3'-end processing by stem-loop binding and cleavage; mRNA transport. The record is from RefSeq and is a predicted model, not a curated record.
UUAACUCAUAAAGUUAUAACAAUAUUUUAAUAAUAAUUGAUGAUAAAUUAAUGUUGAAUGUUGAUGUUAUUAUUUUAAUUAUACUUUUAAACUUUUUCGUUGUUACGAUACCACGCCAUUUCGGAGUGUUGUUGAGUUUCAGCUUAAGAAUAUUUUUUCCAACAACUAUAUGAACGAUGAAAAAUAUCGUGCAAUCAUAUUUCUUCAAAGGCACAAAGUGUUCGACUGUAGUUUAGCCAAUUCAUCGCGGUUGCUGUAGUGUAGGGGUUUACCAGUCCGAGUCCGGCUUUUGUUCGGUGUUGUUCGUCAUUUAUAUACUAUAGCGUAGGCCGAUAAAACGCUUUUUCACAUAAUAUAUGUUUAUAUUGUUAACCGUUUCACUACCGUAACAUUUUACAUUACUACUUAAUUUUCAUCGGACCAUAGGACACAAUAUCGUUACAGCUGACUUUUAUACUUUCGCACGCUCGAAUUGGCCAAAUCAUACAUUUCCUUUGUACGUUGUCUUCCUGCGCGAAUUGUUUCGUAACGAUACCGCGAUGGCUGAUGUAGAACGAAAACUUAAAUCCACUGUCACAGAUCUAUCUGGUAAGAGUUGGGCUGAACUCUGUGACAGUUCUCAAUCAUCACAGUCGCAGACAGACAUUGAUUCGCCACUAAAACUCGUCGACGAUCCGAGCACUAAGAAUGGUGAUGAAGAAGACGAUCUAUACGACAUGGUUUUCCAGCCAGUCAAAAAAGAGUUUGUCAAAACCUCGACACAGGACGACCUCAGUUUGACUUCCUUCAUGAACAAUGUACACAUGGUAACACCAGUCAAACAGGAAUAUGAUGAAAAGACACCUACAUUUGAUGAAGACACCAUUUGUAGUCCAUUUGUUAAGGAAGAGUCAAAUAAAACACCAGAUAAUAAUUCUAAAGAAGUGGUUUGUAAGGAAGAAAACCUUAAGAAUGAUUUACAGCAUGCCAAAAGAAGAUUGACUUCCGAGUCUGAGUCUGUGGUUACUGAUUCUGUAUCACCUGAGCGAGUCAACAAAGUUAACAAAAAAUCCACAGAGCAUAAAAACAUACAUGAUUCUGUAACAAGUCCCAAAGUACAAUUGGGACGUGAAACAGACCCAUUAAUUUUAGCAAGAAGACAAAAACAAAUAGAUUUUGGUAAAAAUACUAUUGGAUACGUCAAAUAUUUAGAACAAGUUCCUAAACAUGAACGUACAAAGAGGCAUCCUAAAACCCCUCCAAAAAAUUUAAAAUAUACUAGACGAGCUUGGGAUGGAUUAAUUAAAAACUGGAGAGUUAAGUUACAUUUAUGGGAUCCUGAUAGAAGACGUGGUGGUGAUGAUGAUGAUGAUGCUCUGACUACGGGUUCAAGUUCAAAUUUGUGCUCACUAGGAUCAAUGACUAGUUUAGACUCAAGUUCUCAAGCCUCAGAUUCAAGGCCAUCAACACCACCACCAAAAGUGUCUGAAGAUUCUUCAAAACAAAAACGAGAAAACCAUGAAGAUGGUCUUAAUCAAAAUCAAAUGAAAUUUAAGAAAUCUAAAACUGAUAAUAAUUAGGUAUCUAUGUAUGUAUACAUUUUACUCCCAUAACAUUUAUUGACCAUUCAUUAAAAUAUUUUUGAAGUCUUGAGGUUAUAUAUUAUGUAUAUUAUAUUUAGUUAUAAAAUGUUUAUUUCUCUAUAACUCAAAAAGAAUUUUAUUUAUUUUUCUAUGCAGUAAAAACUAAAUAUGUUAAAUGUUAAAAUUAAUGGAUACCAAUUUUUACUUUAUUUUUAUAACUAUAUUUGAUUAAAAAUAUUAGUAACUUAAUUUGGAUAUAUGUAUGACUAUCUAGAUAUGUAUAUAUAAUCUUUAUUUUUUAUUUUUGUAAUAAUAUUCAUAUUGAGUCAGUUUUACAAUAUUAUAAACUAUGUGUUCAUUUUCAUUGAUUAGAACCUUGUUCGAACAAUUAAAAGCUUUCAUAAUUAUGUAUUGUACCAAUUUAUAAUUAUUUUAAAUUUAUUAUGUCUAUUUAUUACUUUUAUUUUAUUACUAUGAAAUGUAUUAAGAAUUAAAUUUUGAGUAUAUUUGUAUUACAUCCUAUUUUGUAUAUUUGAUACUUUAAUAGGUGUCUAUGUAAUGAAUAGUACACAAUAAUAUUUUAAUUAUCUAACUAUUAUUCAUUUAAUAUUUUGUAUAUAUAGAGGAAAUUGUUAAAUACGCACAUAAUCUUAAGUCUUAGUUGCAUUUCUUUGUAUCAUGUACAAUUUUUCAGUGCAUUUGAUCACAUUAUUACGCUAGUCCUUUUAUGUCACACAUCAUAUUAAUGAAAUUCUACCAUUGGUAUAUUAAAUAUAUUCAAUUUUAUUUAGUAGA